UGCGGGGGCGGGCCGGAACAGCGGGUCUGGGCCGGGAGCGCCGGGCUCCUCCCGGUGCUGUCCCGGGUGGAGGCCCCGGUUGAGUUGGGCUGGCCGCGGAGCUGGUGCUGCGGCCCAUCCUCCGACUCCGGCCCAGCUGGAGCUGCGGCCCGCCCGGCCCUUGCUUCUCCCUGGGUUCUGGCUUUGGGGGUUCCGGUUGGCGGAGGGGCCGGGCCCCCUUCCCCAGGCUGGCCAAGAGGUGUGCGGGCCGGGCCCUGCGUCCGCGUCCCCGGAGCCCGGUGGUCGCGCAGAGCCGAGGAUGCGAGGCAGGCGGGAGGGCCGGUUCUGUUCGGGUUCCCGUCCCCUCGGCGCGCCCGCUGGGAGCAGCAGGCGCUGGCCGGCGGUCCCCUUGCGGCCCCGCCUCGGUUCCCGCGGAGACUGCCCGCCCGGCGCCGUCUUGCUCGUGCGGCUCUCUCCCGUCCCGGCUGAGUCACGGGUUGGACGGCAGACACUCCGUGAGCAGUCAGGAAGAACGCAGCAUGUCCAGAGGACUCUCCGCGGGCCUGGGCUCACGGAGCAUGUGUUGUAGUAGAGGCGAGACAGAAGUCACCUACAUCAUGGAUCCACUCAUUUACUCUACAAAUCCUUGCUGAGCACAUGCUGGGUGCCAGGCCCUCCCCCAGCCUCUGGGGGUACAGCAUGAAUAACCAGACCGCAGGCCUUGUCUAAGAAGCAAAGACCCUGGAAUGGCGGUGCCACUCCCGACGCCCGAACCCCAGGAGGCCAUUGUGUUGGAGGAUGUGGCCGUGUACUUCACAAGGAUAGAGUGGAGUUGCCUGGCUCCGGACCAGCGGGCGCUGUACAGGGACGUGAUGCUGGAGAACUACGGGCACGUGGCCUCCCUGGGCUGUCUUGUCGCCAAACCAGCGCUGAUCUCCCUCUUGGAGCAAGGAGAGGAGCCAGGGGCCUUGAUUCUGCAGGUGGCUGAGAAGCGAGAGACAAGGGCCAGCCUGUGCCCAGGUUCCAGGAUGGAGGCCAGGAUCAAGGAGUCUUCCCUGAGGAGAGUGUCCUCUAAGCAGGCGGGACUGUUGGGCACAGUUUGGGGGCGACACCCCGGGGGGGACCCCGGCUUACCUGUACUGAACGGCAGUCCUGAGGAGGGGUCAGGCGGCCCUCCAGGGGAGUAUGGCGCGGCCCCUGCCGCCCUGGAGGAAGGACGGCUCUGCCCUGGCCCGGCGGCCGUGGCUGGAAAGAGAGCGCACCGGUGCGCCUGCGGCAAGGCCUUCAAGUACCACUCGCUGCUGCUCAGGCACCAGGUUGUCCACACGGGCGCCAAGCCCUACCAGUGCACCGAGUGCGGCAAGGCCUUCAAGCAGAGCUCCAUCCUCCUGCGGCACCAGCUGAUCCACACCGAGGAGAAGCCCUACCGGUGCGGCGAGUGCGGCAAGGCCUUCAAGCAGAGCACCGAGCUGGCCGCGCGCGGCCGGGUCCACGCCGAGGAGAAGCCCUACCAGUGCGGCGAGUGCGGCAAGGCCUUCGGGCGCAGCUCCCAGCUCCGGCAGCACCAGCAGUUCCACACGGGGGAGAAGCCCUACGAGUGCUGCGAGUGCGGCCAGGCCUUCGGCCGCAGGUUCACCCUCAAGGAGCACCGGCGCCUCCACAGCGGGGAGAGGCCCUACAUGUGCCGUUCACUCCUCAAACACCACAGGCUGCACGGCGAGGAGAGCCCCCGCAAAGACGGCGGGUGCCAGAGCCCCAUGCUCAGCGCGGCCCAGAAGGCCCCCUCGGGGGACAGGCUCCACAAGUGCCCAGUGUGCCAGAAGCCCUUCAGACACAACUCCCUGCUCCUCCUGCACCAGAGGCUGCACACAGGCGAGAAGCCGUUCGAAUGCAGGGAGUGCGGCCGGGCCUUCGGCCGCAAGUCCAACCUCACUCUGCACCAGCAGACCCACACCACGGAGAAGCCCUUCGCCUGUACGGAGUGUGGCAUGGCCUUCCGCAGGAGCUACACACUGAGCGAGCACUACCGGCUGCACAGCGGUGAGCGGCCCUACAGGUGCCACGCCUGUGGGAGGGCCUGCAGCCGGCUCUCCGCCCUCAUCCAGUACCAGAAAGUCCACAGCCGAGAAUGCUCCCAGGAAGGUGGGGAGGACAGGCUGGUGCCCCGCUGGGCAGCCCGGUGAGGUGACAACAGGCAGAGAGCCCAUCCGGGCCGUCCACCCUCCCACUUGGCUGUGCAGCGGGCAUUUGUCUUGGACAGAGAAGGGAGUGGCUGGGGCUGUUCUCAGGCUGGCCAGAGAGGGAAGCGGAGCCAGAACAGGUCCCCAGCACUUCUUUUUUAUAAAGAUUUUAUUUUUUUCCUCUUUCUCCCCAAAGCCCCCCGGUACAUAGUUGUACAUUCUUCGUUGUGGGUCCUUCUAGUUGUGGCAUGUGGGACGCUGCCUCAGCGUGGUUUGAUGAGCAGUGCCAUGUCCGUGCCCAGGAUUCAAACCAACGAAACACUGGGCCGCCUGCAGUGGAGCAUGCGAACUUAACCACUCGGCCACGGGGCCAGCCCCAAGAGCAGCACUUCUGAACCACCCAGGUCUGCCUGGAUACACACAGGCUCCAAUAAACCACAUGGGGUUGGGGGGGUUGUUUUCCUUUUGCACUCGUCUGUUUUCCAAAUGCUGACUUGUGAUCAGAAAAAAAGGAUAUGUUGUUUC
Molecule: messenger RNA, 2684 nt
Organism: Equus quagga
Lineage: Eukaryota; Metazoa; Chordata; Mammalia; Perissodactyla; Equidae
Gene: ZNF517
Product: zinc finger protein 517
Biological process (GO): negative regulation of transcription by RNA polymerase II
Molecular function (GO): DNA-binding transcription repressor activity, RNA polymerase II-specific
Source: RefSeq, a predicted model, not a curated record